AUGGCUGGAUCCGUGGGUGAGGCACUGGCAGAGCGAGACGACAUCCACAAGACGUAUGCUGGGGAACCCCCUUCGGACAGGACGAUGUUUGUGGUUAUAUCGUUGUUUUUCACGAUGAUACUAUCGUUGCUGCUGGGGGCACGGUUCGACAGACUGCGAAAGAGUGCUAUGGUGUCGCGCAAUAUCACUUCGAUGAUUGUACUUGUCCUGUACUCUCUCGUCUUUGCAUUCAUCUUCGCUUCAGCCAUCAUGAUUGCAGGCCAAGGCUUGUUUAACCACAGUCUUUGUUUCUCGGCGACAUGGAUCUGUUUGAUCCUCUACACUGCAUGCAAGGGCACAAUCUAUAUCUUCAUCGUUGAGCGAGUUCACGUCGUCCGCGCUCCAUUUGUCCGCCGAAGCCGCGACUGGCUGUACUCGGGAUGCAUGGUUAUGGUCAUCGCAUCAUUCCUUGGAGUUGCGAUCAACGCUUAUCUCCAUCCCAUCCACGAGAUGCAAGUCGAUGGGCGCUGCCAUAUGGGAAUUCCCGGGCAAGCCUCGAUUCCUUUCAUGGUUAUCGACAUUAGCGUCAACGCUGCACUGACUGUUGUGUUCUUCUACCUGCUCCGACCAGUCGUCAAGCUUCAUGGAUUGAACACGAUCUCCGGUGUUUUCGGAAAGAACACUUUGAAAAACCCAAAUACACCACAAGCGAAGAAGGAAACUGCAGUGCAGCGCAACAUCAGGAUCCUGCUGUGGAAGAGUUUGAUCGGAAGCAUGCUCAUUAUGCUGCCUACCAUCGCCAAUAUGGUUCAGUUCUACAUCACCGGCGGACGGGAGCUGGCGUUGAUCUGUCUGGCGCUGUGUGUUGCAGAUGUCGGUUGGGACGCGGUUGUUAUUCACUGGCUUACCUUCGGGUCCGCGGAGUCGGAGAAGGAGCUCACUCGCUCAACACAAGAGUCCAUGCAUUCCAUGCAUGUAUCCACACCUGGCUCUUUGCGCCCCAAGGAAUCACAAGAGGCUAUAAUCCCGCCGCUGCAUGAGUGGAGGGUUAACCCAGUAGACGAGAAGCACGAAGCUAGGGACGUCAUCAUUGCGUCAAAGACGCCUUGA
Molecule: messenger RNA, 1089 nt
Organism: Macroventuria anomochaeta
Lineage: Eukaryota; Fungi; Ascomycota; Dothideomycetes; Pleosporales; Didymellaceae
Exons: 3
Coding region: 1-1089 (362 amino acids)
Source: RefSeq, a predicted model, not a curated record